AUAAUUUCAGUAUUAGCUCCGCGUCCGGAUGGCGAAACGAAGAGGGAAGGCGAAACAUCAGCCCAAUCCUCCUCGAGACGAACGUCAUCCUGGUGUCAACCACUACCGGAUAAAAUCCCCUAAAGUAUAUUCCAGCUACCCUUAUACCAGCUACGAACCUCACGAGGUUGGGUGUUUCCAAACCGAUAUUGAACGGAAUGUUCUACCAUGUAGUUCAGAUAUGUUCCCCCGGUUCGAAUCUAACAUCAACCUUCCCAUCGAUCUGAAUGAGGGGUUAGAGGAGUAUUAUGAGAGGAAAGGUAUGGACAGCAACAGAUUGGCCAGCUCUCUGCCUUUAUGGCAGAGAUUCUUGAAAUGGAUCACCAUCUCUGAUUUCGAUUUGAGCUCAGUUGAUUUUGUUGCAAGACGUGGUAUUCUGAAAUACAUUGGACACACUUUAUACGAUUUUUACAAAACUCCGUGGCUGUUCAAGGUGUGUAAAUACAACGGGAAGAUCUACAUGUAUGAACCCACACCAGAAGAUCGGUGUAAGUCCAUCGUAAAGAAGGAUCCACAGUGCAGGAAGUACAUGUACUGGGGUAAGAAGUUCGAGGAUACAGUGACGUCAUCAAAGGAGCAGAUGAGCGGGAGUUACCGGAUGGUUCGUAGCAAUGUCGGGAGAUACAAAGUGCUGCUGGGAGCCGAGGUGGACGCUGUUAGAGUUCAGGAACGUGAGGAAUCUGACGAUGUUGUGAUCGAGAAAGUUCUACAAGGGUGUGCUGACUGCUCGGUUGAGCACUGCAAACUUCUCAACCGGUGUCGCUAUUACUCCUCCGACAAUGCUACCGAGCUCAUCGAGAUUAAAACUUGCGUCAAACGACAGGUGAAAAACAAGACUUCCUUCGGUUGGCUUCAAUCCUACCUUGCUGGUGUGAAAACCUUGAUAUUCGGUUUCCGAGAUAACGAAGGUUUAGUCCACUCAAUGGAGGAGUACAAUGUAAAGGAAGUGCCCCUAAAAGCAGAUUGGGACGGAGGUGCCAUGUUUGGUCUGAUCAGUGGGGUUCUGAAUUGGUUGAACCAGCAUGUUGACGAGGGCUGUUCUGGCACUCUUCAAUAUUGUGGUGCAGAAAGACACGCCAUCGAGUUCAGGAAAAACGAUCAUGAAGGUCACUUUCUGCCGGAUUGGUUCACGAAACAUUUGCUAAGUAAAGAGAAUAGGAUGAAAUCAGCUGACCUGAAUGGAAGUUUUAUGUAAAUAAUUAUUAUAUGUCUUUGUUAUUUGUUUUUUAAUACCGCCACCACAACCUUUUGUAAUAAUUCAUUUCAUGAUUCAGGAAAUUUUAUGGCUGCAAUAUCUUCUUACUGAAGUCUCCUGCUGACCCUCGAAAAGUGAUAUAUUCAGAUUUCAUGUCAUGCUUGAGGCGGGUCCGGGAAGCUCAUUGACAUUUUAAACCCGCGACCCGAGUGUGCCCAAAAUUUCGUUUCCCAGAUUUUCUGUUGAUGCUGAGGUUUUAUUAACGGGUCGUUCACAUAUAACGUAAUCAAUUUUUGGCAAAUUGAUUACCCCUCUCCGUAAUCAGUUUUACACAUAGCUAUUGUGUCAAAAUUACACUAGCGUUAUCAUUUGGAAACCCCCCCUUCCACCCUCGACUGAUUACGUAAUAUGUGAACGAUCCCUAAGGGUAAAAAUGUUGUAGAAGGGAUUCGGGUUUUGUAAAAUGUAUGGUUGAAAGUCUGGGUACGAAAUUUUGGACAAGUUGUCAAUGAGCACUUCCGGCCUCAAGGAUUUUGUGGCCAUAUAAUUUUCACCAUGAACUGAGGUGUUUUAAAAUUUUAUAAUUAAAUACAUUGGAUAUUAGUAAAUGUAUCGUUUGGGGAAAUCUGAUUUUAGCUUUUUAGAUUCUAGGCAUAAUCAUCAUUAUUUUAAGGUCCGGGGCUACUUGUAGCAUAAAGUGAUAUAAUUUUUACGAAUUCUGAUAUGCAUAUUUUUGAUAAAUUUCGCCUUAUUGUAUCUUUGUAUAGACUUGUUUAACCUUCUUUAAAAGUUUAAGUUAUGAUCGAUAUACUAAAUGUAACUUUAUUCUA
This is a messenger RNA of Bolinopsis microptera, 2064 nucleotides long. Its product is annotated as decapping nuclease DXO homolog. Gene Ontology annotation, biological process: nuclear-transcribed mRNA catabolic process; NAD-cap decapping. The transcript is spliced from 2 exons. NCBI's taxonomy places the organism in Eukaryota, Metazoa, Ctenophora, Tentaculata, Lobata, Bolinopsidae. Gene Ontology annotation, molecular function: mRNA 5'-diphosphatase activity. The record is from RefSeq and is a predicted model, not a curated record. The coding region runs from base 29 to 1234 and encodes 401 amino acids. Gene Ontology annotation, cellular component: cytosol; nucleus.